This is a messenger RNA of Anguilla rostrata (American eel), 876 nucleotides long. RefSeq names its product transmembrane protein 126A (gene tmem126a). Gene Ontology annotation, cellular component: mitochondrion. Gene Ontology annotation, biological process: mitochondrial respiratory chain complex I assembly. The record is from RefSeq and is a predicted model, not a curated record. The transcript has 5 exons. Lineage: Eukaryota; Metazoa; Chordata; Actinopteri; Anguilliformes; Anguillidae. Bases 164 to 766 code for a protein of 200 amino acids.
ACCUGAAAAACAGUUCCGUGGUUUCGAGUUCAAAGUUGCAUUAUGUAGCACGUGUGGUCAAAUAUGGCUGCGCUCACAAGUGACUAUUGAAGAUCAAAACAUUGAAUUUCAAACUGCAAAAUCACAGGACGCAAUGUAGAUACGGAAACAUCAUAAUCUCACAAUGUCGCAGAAUACGCUGCCGGGGAACGUGCCUCCGAAAUCGGUGGUCCUUGAAUUACUCCUAUCGAAGUACGAGCGACUCCCAGAGAGAGAUAGGCGAUUCUUUGCCAAUGGCCCAAUAUAUCUUGGAGGCAGCGCUGCAGUUGUAGGACUUCUUGCAAAUAGCCUUUUUCGAGGAGUUCUCAAUGUCACCCAGGGUCUGUUUACGUCAAGUCUUCCUAUGGCGGUUCUGCCGUUUCUGACAACAGUGGCGUUUUACAAUGGCGCUGUAUCACAACCUUUGUUGUCAGGAGAGCUCAACUGUCCAACCUGCGCCCUAAUCCGAGGUGGGCUAGUUGGAGGACUUGCUGGUGGCCUGUAUCCCGUUAUGUUGGCAUUACCCGUCAGUGCUGGCCUGGCAACAAGAUACAGCACCUCACCAAUGCCAGAAAAGGGAAAUGUGCUUCGGUUCUGGAUUACCAUCACCCAGCCUAUCCUGAGGAGAAUGAAUGUUGUGUUGAUACUGCAGUGUCUUUUAGGCGUUUACCUGAGCUCUAAGCACUAUGGCAUUUAUGUUAAAAUGCUUGAAUUACCCAUCUCAGAUAGUGAAGAACUGAGAGAAUAACAAAACUUGUUCAAAUUUUUUUUUAAACCCCACUGCCUUGUCUUGAGUGCAAUGUCUGCAUGUCUGUUUACUUUUAGUAGUUCAAAAUAAAACCUGUACACUGUUCUAAA